AUUUAUAAUUAAAAAAAAAAAAAAAAAAAAAAGGAAGAGAAGCUUAGCUUAAAUUGGUACUCCUAGAAAGGAAGAGAAAAGCGCCAUUAGUUGCGCCGUACAGGGAUCUUACGGCAAACAAACAUGCAAAAAGCUUCACUCACUCACCGCCUUCUCUUCUUCCCUUUGAGUCUCUCUCACACAAAGUAACAACUUUAAUUACAACACAUCGAACUAUAUACAUAACUAAUACAUUAUUCCAUGACUCAUUCCUUUUUAUUACAACCCACAUUUCGGAUCUCUUGAUCCUUCUCCUUAGAUCUCCAAGAGAGUAGUACCAAUCGAAAAAGAAGUUGAUUCAAGCUAGGAAAAAAAGAUUUUCUUUUUUGGCCAGCAUGGGAACUGAACAUAAUCAAGUGCUUGAGAAAACCAACGUAAAGAAACACAUGAUGAGCAAGAAAGGGUUAUCUUUGAUUAAUUACGUGCUUGACGAGCAGCGACUUGCCUGUCUAUUCAUAGGAAUUGCCAUUUCAGUUGCGGCUUUCACUGUGGUUAAUUCUGUGUCUUCUCCAUCAUUGUACGGGGAUACAAUUAGUAGUGAUUUGGUUUCGAUUCCUCGAAGAAGAACGUACGAGUUGGUUAGUGAUGAAUCUAACCACAAUGUUAAUGCAGGUGGAAAGGUGCCAUUAGGAUUGAAGAGGAAGAAUCUGAGAGUACUGGUAACAGGUGGAGCAGGGUUUGUGGGGAGCCAUCUAGUAGACAGGUUGAUGGAGAGAGGGGACAGUGUGAUUGUGGUUGAUAACUUCUUCACCGGUCGCAAAGAGAACCUGUUGCACCAUCUCAGGAACCCUAGGUUCGAGCUAGUUAGACAUGAUGUGGUGGAGCCAAUUUUGCUUGAAGUUGAUCACAUUUAUCAUUUGGCUUGCCCUGCUUCUCCUGUUCAUUACAAGUAUAAUCCCGUCAAGACCAUUAAAACAAAUGUGAUGGGAACAUUGAACAUGUUGGGGCUGGCAAAAAGAGUGGGAGCUCGAUUUCUGAUAAGUAGCACCAGUGAAGUGUAUGGUGAUCCUUUGCAGCAUCCUCAAGUCGAAACUUACUGGGGCAAUGUUAACCCCAUUGGUGUCCGGAGUUGUUAUGAUGAAGGAAAACGAACAGCGGAGACUUUGGCAAUGGAUUACCAUAGAGGACUCAACGUUGAGGUUAGAAUUGCUAGGAUUUUCAACACAUAUGGACCGCGUAUGGGCCUAGAUGAUGGUCGGGUUGUGAGCAAUUUCGUUGCACAGGCCUUGAGAAAGCAACCACUAACUGUUUAUGGAGAUGGGAAGCAAACUCGGAGCUUCCAGUAUGUUUCUGAUCUGGUAGAAGGAUUGAUGAGGUUGAUGGAAGGGAAUCAUGUGGGUCCUUUCAAUCUUGGGAACCCUGGUGAAUUUACCAUGAUUGAACUAGCUAAGGUGGUGCAAGAUACAAUAGAUCCAAAUGCAAAGAUAGACUUUAGGCCAAAUACAGAAGAUGAUCCCCACAAGAGAAAGCCUGACAUUACAAAAGCAAAACAACUUUUAGGAUGGGAGCCAACUGUGUCCCUUCGCCAAGGAUUACCUCACAUGGUUGAUGACUUCCGGCAACGCAUAUUUGGUGAUGAAAAGCUUGAUUCUGGCUUAUAGUAAACAAUUCUAUAUUAUUAUAGGCUUUAUUUCGUUGACCCAUAAUUUGGUUAUGGAUGAAAAGAAAGAUCACAAGUUGAAGAUGAAUAGAGCAAUUAUUUAUGUAGGUUAUAAUGACUAUAAUUUUCUUUUUUCAUCAAGAAUUGUUUCAAAAUAAGGUUCUUCCUUACAAUAACCGAAUUGGAAGGUGUGUUUUUUGUGUUUUAGUUAAAUAAAGCAAAAUAGUUUUGAACUUUGAUAAGCAAUUGAGUAUAUGAGACUUUU
Molecule: messenger RNA, 1904 nt
Organism: Lycium ferocissimum
Lineage: Eukaryota; Viridiplantae; Streptophyta; Magnoliopsida; Solanales; Solanaceae
Product: UDP-glucuronic acid decarboxylase 4-like
Exons: 8
Coding region: 375-1640 (421 amino acids)
Biological process (GO): D-xylose metabolic process
Cellular component (GO): cytoplasm
Molecular function (GO): UDP-glucuronate decarboxylase activity; NAD+ binding
Source: RefSeq, a predicted model, not a curated record